AUGGCGCCCAAGCAGCCCCCGAAGCCCGAGUUCCAGGAGGGUGAGCGUGUGUUGUGCUUCCAUGGGCCACUUCUCUACGAGGCCAAGUGCUUGAAGGUGGCCACGGAGGACAAACAGGUGCGCUACCUGAUCCACUACAGCGGCUGGAACAAAAACUGGGACGAGUGGGUUCCGGAAAGCCGAGUCCUCAAGUACUCUGAGGCCAACCUGCAGAAACAGCGCGAGCUUCAGAGGGCCAACCAGGAGCAGCGGGCUCGAGGGGCUCCCCAGGGCCGCAAGGGCAGCGCCGCGGCCGCCGCCGCUGCCUCCCUGCAGCAGCAGCAGCAGAACGUGGAGACGCUCUUCCAGAACAUUCGCAUCACGCCCUCCACCUCCUCAGCCAUGGCCACGGCCAUGGCCAAAGCAGAGGCCCCCGGCCGCCAAACCAGAAAGUGCAAACAGAAAAGUGGCCCGAGAGAAGGGGGCAGCGGCGGCGGCGCCAGCGCCAGCACCAGCACCAGCACCAGCACCAGUACCAGCAUGGCCAGGGGGGGCGGCCAACCGCUCCAGAGAAGAAGGACCCGAGGCCAUUCCUCUGCCAGGGCCGAAGGGACUUCCGCCGCCCGCUCAGAGGCCAAAGUCCAGAUCCCCGAGAGGCUGAAGCCACUGCUGGUGGAGGACUGGGACCUGGUCACCAAACAAAAGUUGCUGUUUUCCCUUCCUGCCAGAAAGAACGUGGACUCAAUCCUGGAGGAGUAUGUCGCCUACCAGAAAGCACGUGGAGAGCAGGAUAACACAGUGUACGCUGCAGAGGACUUGGUGGGGGGAAUCAGAGCCCACUUCAACGCCCUGUUGGGCACCCAGCUCCUCUACGAGUUCGAAAGACCCCAGUAUGCUGAGAUCCUCGCUAACCAUCCUGAUGUCCCCAUGUCUCAGCUGUACGGAGCUCCCCACCUGCUGAGACUAUUUGUUCCCAUUGGAGAAGUGCUGGCCCAUUCUUCUUUUGAUGAGAAGAGUCUGGCUUUGUUGUUCAACUAUCUGCACGAUUUCUUAAAAUACUUAGCAAAGAAUCCUUCUGCUUUUUUUAAUGCCAGUGAGUACAAAGUUGCUCCUCCUGAAUAUCGUCAAAAGGUUGCCUAA
Molecule: messenger RNA, 1119 nt
Organism: Gracilinanus agilis (Agile Gracile Mouse Opossum)
Lineage: Eukaryota; Metazoa; Chordata; Mammalia; Didelphimorphia; Didelphidae
Product: mortality factor 4-like protein 1
Exons: 1
Coding region: 1-1119 (372 amino acids)
Biological process (GO): chromatin organization; regulation of DNA-templated transcription
Cellular component (GO): nucleus; NuA4 histone acetyltransferase complex
Source: RefSeq, a predicted model, not a curated record